Messenger RNA from Penicillium griseofulvum, 1419 nucleotides. Its product is annotated as Pyridoxal phosphate-dependent transferase, major region, subdomain 1. The transcript has 3 exons. NCBI's taxonomy places the organism in Eukaryota, Fungi, Ascomycota, Eurotiomycetes, Eurotiales, Aspergillaceae. The record is from RefSeq and is a predicted model, not a curated record. Bases 1 to 1419 code for a protein of 472 amino acids.
AUGUCCGAGAAGGGAAAGCGGGGAUUUGCGGGGAGUGGAGAGGAAGGGGGAUAUAACGCACUUGGAAACAUGUCACCUCAAUAUGAGCCAACACCAUUUGGACAUGAAAUGCGUCGGCACUUUUCCUUUGCUCCUGGUUAUCGAAACCUGAAUCAUGGAUCAUUUGGAGCAUCACCUAUCGCUAUUCGAAACAAAGCAGAUGAGCUCCGCGACGAGUGCGAGGAAACUCCAUGUCCCUUCAUCAAAUAUCGUUUCCCCGAGCUGUUGGACGAAUCCCGGGCUGCCAUGAGUAACUUCCUUGGUGUACCAGAGUCGACCAUUGUCUUUGUUCCGAACGCUACCACUGGAGUCAAUACAGUUAUACGAAACAUCGUAUGGAGCAAUGAUGGGAAAGAUGAGAUUCUUCAGUUGGAUAUUAUAUAUGGAGCAUGUGGUAAAACGACCAGUUAUAUCUGUGAAGCCAGUGGAGACAAGGUUCGCACGCGGGAAAUUAAUUUAAUACACCCAGUGGACGACUCUGAGAUGAUUUCUGCAUUUCGACAAGCGAUUAAAGCCUCGCGCAUGGAAGGUUAUCGCCCGCGCAUUGCUAUAUUCGACACAAUUUCGUCCAACCCGGGUCUUCGGCUUCCAUUUGAGGAACUCACAGCUCUUUGCCGUUCAGAGGGCGUACUGAGUCUGAUUGAUGCUGCCCACGGAAUUGGACAAAUCGAUCUCAAUUUAUCCUCGCUUGACCCGGACUUCUUGAUCAGUAACUGCCACAAGUGGCUGUUUACUCCUCGCUCGUGUGCUGUGUUUUACGUCCCCGAACGCAAUCAAGCCAUGAUGCGGAGCACCCUACCAACAAGCCACGGGUUCAUUACUCGGUCGUCUGGGAAAGGGUCUUCCCUCAGUCCCAAGGAGCCUGUGAGAGAAAAGACAGAAUUCGUCUCCAAUUUCGAGUUCGUUGGAACAGCAGACAACUUUUCUUUCUUAACAGUGCCUGAAGCUAUCCGGUGGAGACAGAGCGUAUGCGGCAGUGAGAUCAAGAUUCGGGAGUACUGCAUUCAACUUGCGUACCAAGGUGGACAGAGGGUUGCAGAUAUUCUUGGGACCGUGAUCCUGGACAAUGCUGCCCAUACUUCAACCGACUGCUUUAUGGUUAACAUCUUGCUUCCUAUCAAGAAACCCACUUGGGGAGACGGGAGUCUGGUUAAAAGUCAAGAUCAUCCAGAUAUGACUGUGACUGAAUGGAUGCAGCAGACCAUGAUCAAGUCAUACAAAACAUUCAUGCCAGUGUUCCCUUUUCAGGGGUCAUGGUGGGUUCGGCUGAGUGCACAGAUCUAUCUUGAGAUCAGUGACUUUGACUGGGCUGGCUGGGCGCUGAAAGACCUCUGUAAGAAGCUACAGGAGGAAGAUGAAUCUGAUCAUCAAAUAGUAUAA